AUGGAUGCCGCCAGUACAGCCCUUGAAGCCUCCUCUUCAUCCUCACCCUCCUCCUCCCCAGGACAUUGGAAAUACAACGUGUUCUUGAGCUUCAGAGGUGAAGACACACGCAGGACCUUCACAGACCACCUCUAUUGUACAUUAAAAGACAACGGGGUCACCGCCUAUAUUGAUGAGAACGAACUACCAAGAGGCGAAAAUAUAUCAGAAGAACUAAAGCAAGCAAUCGAACAGUCUAGGAUCUUGUCAUCGUCUUCUCAAACAGGUAUGCGGAUUCCACAUGGUGUCUUGAGGAGCUGGAGAAGAUCAUGGAGUGUAGAAGAAGACUUGGGCAAAUGGUUUUGCCAAUUUUCUAUGAUGUUGAUCCUACGCAUGUCAGGAAACAAACUGGUGGUUUUGCAGAAGCAUUCCAAAAAACAAGAAGGGAACUUCUCUGAAGGUAAAGAUAAGAUACAGAGGGGGAGAUCUGCUGGUCUGAAGCUGCAAAUUUGGCUGGCGGGAACCUUAAAAACAAUAUUGAUGGAUAAUUACGCAAAUAUUUAA
This is a messenger RNA of Prunus armeniaca (apricot), 543 nucleotides long. NCBI's taxonomy places the organism in Eukaryota, Viridiplantae, Streptophyta, Magnoliopsida, Rosales, Rosaceae. The record is from the annotation of a GenBank genome assembly.